This is a messenger RNA of Cryphonectria parasitica EP155, 1584 nucleotides long. RefSeq names its product cytochrome P450. Gene Ontology annotation, molecular function: iron ion binding; oxidoreductase activity, acting on paired donors, with incorporation or reduction of molecular oxygen; heme binding. NCBI's taxonomy places the organism in Eukaryota, Fungi, Ascomycota, Sordariomycetes, Diaporthales, Cryphonectriaceae. The record is from RefSeq and is a predicted model, not a curated record. Bases 1 to 1584 code for a protein of 527 amino acids. The transcript is spliced from 3 exons.
AUGAGCAAGCCGCUAGAUAUCGUCUUGCCCUUCCAUAGUCAGGAUGUGGCAGCUAAAUCCACUCUGAAACUUGUCGGCAUAGCCGCAGCAUCUGCUCUCCUAUGGUACAUUCUCGUCCUCGUCUACAGAGUAUACUUCCAUCCUCUGGCCAAAUAUCCCGGGCCCAAACACCUGGCAGCCACCGACAUCCCUUGGGUCUACAAAGAGGCCGUCUCCGGUACCACUGCCCGGGAGGCCGUCGACCUGCACAAGAAGUAUGGCCCCAUCGUGCGCAUUGGCCCCAAUAGACUCGCCGUGGACGGGGCCGUCGGGUUUCCCCAGAUCUUCCAGCACCGUCCUGGCCAGCCGGAGUGGCCCAAGAAGCGCGGGUUUUUCGGCGAGCAGGACGAGCUCAGAUUGAUCGGCAGCGCGCACGAGGAACACCGGCGGAGGCGUCGCCAGCUCGGCUAUGCGUUCAGCGACGCGAGCAUGAAGGAACAGGAGACCUUUAUGAAGCCGUAUAUCGACAAGCUGUGCCAGCGAUUCGGCGAGAAGGCCGCCUCUGGGGAAACGUUUGAUCUUGUCAAGUGGUUCAACUUUACGACUUUUGACAUCAUUGGCGAUCUGAUGUUCAGCGACUCGUUCCAUUCCCUUGCGGGUGGAGAUUACCAUCCCUGGGUGCUGAGCAUCAUCGAGGGUAUACGCGGAACGGCCAUGAUCCGAGCUAUAGACACAUUCCCAUUGAUUGGCCCCUUUGUCCGCUUCUUUGGGUCCGCUGCCAGCGAUAUUGCUGCGAACACCGAAACGAGAACCCUGGCAUCCGAAAAGGCCCUGCUGCGAAAGGCGCAAGGAGAGGCGCCUGGUGGCCGCAAGGACUUCAUGACUUAUAUGCUCAAGACGGACCGCGACGGGCAUCCAGGCUUCACCGAGACGGAGAUCAUCAUGAACUCGGCUGACCUGGUGAUUGCCGGCAGCGAGACCACAGCUACGUCCCUGUCUGCCAUGUUCUGGCACCUGGGGCUGCCAAAGUACCGCCCGAUUUACGACAGGCUGUGCGACGAGAUCCGCUCCGCCUUCCAGAGCGAAGACGAACUGGAUAUGAAGUCUGUGGCUCGCCUCCCUUAUUUGCAAGCCGUCAUCGAGGAGAACUUGCGCAUGUACCCUCCUGCUGCUGAGUUGCCCCCUCGUAUCUCGCCUGGUGCUAAGCUCAAUGGCGAAUUCAUUCCGAAGGGCACCGCCGUCACAACCUACCAGCUGGCGACCUUCCACAACCCAGCCAACUUUGCCGACCCGGACACCUUCCGACCUGAGCGCUGGCUCCCGGCUUCACACCCGCUGUACGAUCCCAUGUUCGCCAACGACAACCGUGCCGCCUGCAAGCCCUUCAGCUUCGGGACCCGCGACUGUCUCGGCAAGAACCUGGCGUACUCGGAGCUCCGACUCGUUAUUGCUCGCAUCCUUUACCGGUUUGAUUUUGAGCUGGCUCCGGGUCAGGAAGAUUGGGCCAGCGAACAGCCGUUGUUCCUUGUGUGGGUUAAGCCACCGCUGAAUAUACUUUUCAAGGAGAGACAGCUGCAGAGCAAGCUGCAGAGCAAGCUGGAGUAG